UGUAAUUUCUUCUUUUUUUUUCAGAACGGAAACUUCCUUCAUCUACUUUACCUACACAAAAUGAAAAGAAGAUGACUACAGAAAAAGUGCUGUCAACCUUAGCGAAUGAAAUUGCACGAGACUCGUUUGGUGGUGUACGGAAAAGUCAAUCAGCAUCUAACUCACCAAAUAUAUCAAUGUUUAAUUCAGCGCCUGCUUCUACCACUCUUACAUAUAAACUAGGUCAUGUUGGAGCUGGUAGUAAUGCAGCUAUAGCAGCAGCAGCUUCACAAGCAAUAGCAGCAACACAACAAGUGAUGCAGUGUCAGGGACGACGUACACCAAGUAUGAAAGCCAGUUAUGUUGCAAUGACGAAAGGGAGUAGUACUGAAUUAACCAAAGAAAUUAUAAAACAAGAGUACACCUCAUAUUCACAGCCUUCUACUCCAGCUGUCACCACAGAUGGUGGGGCUGGAAGGUCCCAAAGACAAAAAAAACAAACAUCAAAAGCUGCAGCGUUAUUGCAAGCCCAACAGGCACAGGAACAAGCCCAGAGACAAAAACAACAAGCAGUUAUGUUCAGCAUUAUCGCAGCAGCUUACUGGUGGUGUUGAAAUAACAAACAACACCAGAACCCAGCAACGAGCUUCAAAUAGUUGACGAGCAUGGUGAACCCGUAAAUUGGCAGGAUGAUCCAAACGAGCCGAGAUAUUGUUUAUGUAACCAAGUAUCAUACGGUGAAAUGGUCGGAU
Ruditapes philippinarum (Manila clam) is the source of this 731-nucleotide messenger RNA. RefSeq names its product inhibitor of growth protein 3-like. The transcript has 4 exons. Lineage: Eukaryota; Metazoa; Mollusca; Bivalvia; Venerida; Veneridae. The coding region runs from base 72 to 593 and encodes 173 amino acids. The record is from RefSeq and is a predicted model, not a curated record.